AUCCUGGUACCAUUGAUUGUCAAGUCAUAUAUAUAGAUGACAAACCGGCGAUUGAUGUGAUUACAGAAUUUGCACGUAAUCACAUAUCUAGUUCAAGAGAUUUAAGUGUUCGAUUUAACUUGGCUCUCGCAUCUUUUGGUUUUGGAACUGGAGAUUUUACAAUAGGUGGACGAUUAUUCACAUCUCGAAAUAAAUUGCCAAAAAGUCCAAAUAUUUCUUACACUCUUAAUUGUAAUGGUAAAAUCUCUAAAAUAAAUCGAGAAUGGAAAACUUUUAUUAAAAGUUCUUCAUAUAUAUCCCCAUACAUCGAUGGUACUACAGUUGGUAAAGCAAAAUUGAUUUAUGAUGCAUUCAUUGCCAGAUUUUAUAUAUUACAAGACUUUGGUGUGGUCUUGAUUUCGACUGAAGAUGUGAGUGAUUCUGACCUUAAAUAUCGUUAUAUAUCCGAUAUGGUUUUUGGAUUUAUAUUAUUAGCUAAAAAAGGUAUAGAAAAGAUUGUUUUAGAUCUAAGUAACAAUUACGGUGGUUCUGUUGAUAUUGCACACAAUAUAAAUAAAAUUCUAUUCCCCAAUAUUCAAAGCUUUCCAGUUGAUAUGAAAGUCAAUGAUAUUUCUGCACAAUUCAUAGAAGGUUUUUCAAUGAUUAGUUCAUUAUAUAACGAUCUAAAAAAUGGAUAUAUACAACAUUAUAAGACAUAUAUUUCUACAAGAACAAAUGCUUCAUUCAAUAGCGUUAAGGACUUUAUUGGAAAUAAUUUAUAUACUCGUGGCGAUAUUCAACUUAAAUACACUUCAAAAGCAUUUUUAAACCAUACGGUACUGUAUGGUGGAAGUUUAGAACUUCCUACGCCUCCUAAAUUUCCUUGGAACGAGAAAGAUAUUAUAAUCUUGACAAACGGAUUGUGUUUUUCAUCAUGUGCAACUAUAACACAACGAUUAGCUGAAAUUAAUGUUCCUACCGUAGUUGUCGGUGGAUUUCCAAAUAAACGGUUUUCUUUUGCAUCAACAUCUGGGGGAUAUAUGGUAACUACGGGCUAUUUACAAACUUAUGUUAAAAGACUUAAAAAUCUCAAUAGUUCUUUAGUUUCCAGCUUGACUCUUUCUGAAACUUUAAGUUUAUCGUUUACUAUAGUUGAAGCUUAUAGUGUAAACCAUCCAAACGAAGUCAUGGAUUUUUCUUUUAGACCUGCGGAUUAUCAAUUAUAUUAUGAUGAAAGAA
This is a messenger RNA of Racocetra fulgida, 1218 nucleotides long. Lineage: Eukaryota; Fungi; Glomeromycota; Glomeromycetes; Diversisporales; Gigasporaceae. The record is from the annotation of a GenBank genome assembly.